Messenger RNA from Syngnathus acus (greater pipefish), 1644 nucleotides. It is a transcript of the gene mkrn2, whose product is annotated as makorin, ring finger protein, 2. The transcript has 9 exons. Gene Ontology annotation, biological process: protein polyubiquitination. Gene Ontology annotation, molecular function: metal ion binding; ubiquitin protein ligase activity. Bases 156 to 1520 code for a protein of 454 amino acids. The record is from RefSeq and is a predicted model, not a curated record. NCBI's taxonomy places the organism in Eukaryota, Metazoa, Chordata, Actinopteri, Syngnathiformes, Syngnathidae.
CUGAAAAGAUUCGUUCUUUUGAACGAAUCGGUCACUCACGAGCCAACACUAGCCAACACUAACUCAAACGGCACCACAGUGGACGCAAGCUAGCUAGCUAGCUAGUAAGCUAGCUAGCUAUCGUAACGGAAUUGGAGGCUGCCUUCGAGGGGAAGAUGAGCACCAAACAGGUCACCUGCCGGUACUUCCUGCACGGCGUGUGCCGGGAGGGCGGCCGCUGCAUGUUCUCUCACGACCCGUCCAGCAGCAAGCCUUCCACCAUCUGCAAGUUCUACCAGAGAGGAGUGUGCGCCUACGGAGAACGAUGCAGAUACGAUCACAUCAAACCAUCCUACAGAGGAGGGGGCGGAGCUUCAGAGGCCAAAGCGGGUCCUGGAGGUGGAGCUUCGGUCAGACCAGAGGCCAGGAAGCCGAUGAGAGAGGCCCAAGGUCAACACGCACACCACAAGACCAAAGGAAAUUCACAAGUGCCGAAGCACUUGAGCUCAUUUUUGUGCGUGUGUAACUCAGCGGGGCAGCUGGAGUGCCUGUUCGGGGGUGUGGCGGUCAGCCCGACUCGUGAGGUCCCCGCCGCGUCCAAUCACUCGUACGUGGACGCCAUCAGGACGGGCCUGGAAGCUUCGGCGCCAGAACAAGGUUGGGACGCCACUCGGUCGCUUGGAUCGCCACAGCUAACGGGCCACCCUCGCGCAGGUCCUGCCCAGAUGGGUGGAGCCUACCCGGACCUUUGCCAGCUAUGCCCGUAUGCCGCCGCUGGCCGGUGCUUCCGCGAGGACGGCUGCCCAUAUCUCCACGGUGACCGGUGCGAGGUGUGCCGGCUGCGCGUGCUGCACCCUCACGAUGCCGAGCAGCGGCGGGCACACGAAAAGAUGUGCCUGCUGGCCUUCGAGAGGGACAUGGAGAAAGCCUUCGCCGCACAGCUCAGCCAAGACAAGGUGUGCUCCAUCUGCAUGGAGGUGGUGGUGCAGAAGGCCGUCCCGUCGGAGCGCCGCUUUGGAAUCCUGUCCUCGUGCUGUCACGUCUUUUGCCUGGCGUGCAUUCGACAGUGGAGAUGCACGCGCAACUUCAGCAACAAGAUCAUCAAAGCGUGUCCGGAGUGUCGCGUGCUCUCCGAGUUCGUCAUCCCGUCGGUGUACUGGGUGGAGGAGCAGGACGACAAGGACAACCUCGUCGAGCUCUUCAAGUCCGGAGUCAGCAAGAAGGCCUGCAAGUACUUUGACCAGGGCCGCGGCUCGUGUCCCUUUGGAGGAAAGUGCUUGUACCUCCACGCCUUCCCAGACGGAAGCCGAGCCGAGGCCGAGAAACCGCGCAAGCAGCUGAGCUCAGAGGGGAACAUCCGGUUCAUGAACAGCGUGCGCUUGUGGGACUUCAUCCAAGAGCGCGAGCAGCACCCGGCAGGCCCGCCACUGCCAUCGCCCGACGACGACAUGGCCGAGCUGCGGGAGCUCUUCAUGCAGAUGUCGGCGCCCAGCUACGACGGGCCCGAGCCCGCCCCCGCCCCGGAGCGGCAGCCGCAGUAGAGGCCGGCAGUGAUGACGUCAGCACCCCCCAAUCUAUUUAUAGACGCUAGCAAACUCCUACUGGUGUGCGCCCUCUUUUAUUCGUGCCGUUUGCCCCCAUCCUAAUAAAAGAGAUUUGCAGCCA